Molecule: messenger RNA, 3321 nt
Organism: Chanos chanos (milkfish)
Lineage: Eukaryota; Metazoa; Chordata; Actinopteri; Gonorynchiformes; Chanidae
Gene: mcf2a
Product: MCF.2 cell line derived transforming sequence a
Exons: 31
Coding region: 1-3321 (1106 amino acids)
Biological process (GO): dendrite development; intracellular signal transduction
Cellular component (GO): cytoplasm
Molecular function (GO): guanyl-nucleotide exchange factor activity; protein binding
Source: RefSeq, a predicted model, not a curated record
AUGGGCCCUGCCUUACCCCAGGAACAGCCCAAAGACAUGGAGAGCUACUACAGCCUUCUGCAGGCAGGCUCUGAACUGGAGAGCACACUGCAGCAAGUGACUGUUCCCGUGAGUAUGAAAGAGGUGGCGGGGUACAUUGAGAAACAGGUGGCUUAUUUAUCAGGGGGUCGAGGUGAGGAUUCCAGCGUCGUCAUCACUCUGCCCGAGUGCUCGGCCUUCAGUGACAUUCCCGAGGAAGCCCUGGCAAAAGUACUCACUUAUCUCACACUGAUUCCACGAGCACGACAACCUGGUGUAAAAUUUAUCAUCAUUUUAGACCGAAGACUGGAUACGUGGACCUCCAUCAAAACAGCGCUUGCCAGGAUUGCGGCUUCCUUCCCAGGGAACCUCCACCUGGUUCUGGUCCUCAGACCCACCAGCUUCUUCCAGCGCACUGUCACUGACCUCGGUUUCCGUUUCAGCCAGGAGGACUUCAUGCUUAAAAUGCCUGUCGUGAUGCUCAGCUCUGUAACAGACUUGCUUCGUUAUAUUGAUGAGAACCAGCUGACGUCAGAGUUUGGAGGCACCCUGGACUACUGCCAUAGCGACUGGAUCGUCCUGAGAACGGCCAUUGAGAGUUUUGCAGUGACUGUGAAGGACAUAGCUCAGAUGCUACAGGGCUUUGGGACGGAGCUGGCAGAGACAGACCUGCCUGAACAAGGCAAUGCCAUCGAGUUCCUCCUUCACUCCCACACUGAGAAGUACAGGAGACUCAAGGAUGCCAUCAGAUCCGUGAUGAGGGAGGGCCGACACCUGCUCUCGAGCCUGGAGGACUCUGGGAAAGAGGAGGACUCAAACACAAAAUGGGAUGUUACUCAGGACUGGGAUACGGUGCAGAGACUGCUAGCCCAGCUCAGAGACAUGGAGUUAGCCUUUGAUGGCUUCUUUGACAAGCACCAUCUUAAGCUCCAGCAGUACCUCCAGCUCCUGAGAUAUGAGCAGAGUUUCCAACAGAUGGAGCAUUCUCUGGAAAAGCUGAGUGUUCAGGAAAAGGCAGUGACCUGUAGUGGAGACACACUGUCCCACACGGAGCAGGCCGUCAGAGACCUGGACUGCCUGGAGAAAAGAGCUCAGGAGGAAAUGGCCAAAGCUCAGAUCAUUAUUUUACACGGCCAUCAGCUGGCAGCCAAUCACCACUACGCCAUGGCUCUGAUAGUGCAGCGCUGUAACGAACUCCGCCAUCGCUGUGACACACUGAGCUCUGCUCUCCGCUCCAAACGCAACACACUCACACAAGUCCAAAGCUUACUGCAGCGCCUACAAGAGGCCCAGCACUGGUGUGAUGAGGGGGCAUAUCUGUUAGCCAAUCAGCAGGUUGAUAAGGUUCAGUCAAAGGAAGGCGCCCAGUCUGCACUGAGAGAAAUAGACAAGUUCCAGGAGGGGGCGCCACCUCUCCUCGGUAUGGGCUCAGAUCUUCUCUCAAUGGAGUAUGAGUCCGUGCUAACCCCUGAACUCCAGGCUCACAUAGGAAAGACGUUUGAGAAGCACUCGGCUGUACAGGGUAUGAUAGAGGGCAGGCAGGCCUGUCUGAGAAAACUGACACACAAACACGUCCGACCGGUCCAGCUGGUACCACCGCGGCCGGAGAACCCACCACGCGCCAAAUCUCCACUCUUCUCACCCAAACAUGGGGACCCUUUGAAGUUCACGUUUGACCUUUCUUUACCUGGGAAGAGGGCAACCCGGAAAAGUCCAAACUCCCGGAAGAUCGAGGUGAUGCAUGACUACCAGAAUCGCAGUGCUAUCUACUAUAAUGUGGAUGGAGAGGACAGUCCAGAUCUGCUGAAACAUCACGUGAUAAAAGAACUUAUCGAGACAGAGAGGAUCUAUGUGGAGGAGCUUCUUGCUGUGUUACUUGGCUACAGGGCAGAGAUGGACAAUCCGUCCCUCUCUGUUCCUCCACCCCCCGGUCUACGCAACAAGAGAGACGUUCUCUUUGGGAACAUGCCUGACAUUUACAACUUCCACAGCAGGGUUUUCCUGCAGGAGCUGGAGAGCUGUCUGGAGACACCUGAGGCAGUUGGAGCUUGCUUUCUGGAGAGGAAAGAAAAUUUCCAAAUGUACGAACGCUACUGUCAGAACAAACCUCGCUCUGAGUCGCUAUGGCGACAAUACUCCGACUGCGCUUUUUUCCAGGAGUGCCAGAGAAAACUGGAGCACAAAUUGGCUCUAGACUCUUACCUGCUUAAACCGGUCCAGCGUCUCACGAAGUACCAGUUAUUAUUAAAGGAGUUGCUGAAGGUCAGCUCAGGCUGUGAGAGGACCUCCGAACUGCAGGGGGCGCUAACAGCCAUGCUGGACCUGUUAAAAUCUGUCAAUGACUCAAUGCACCAGAUUGCAAUCACAGGAUAUGAGGGGAAUCUGUGUGACCUGGGAAAGGUGCUGAUGCAGGGUUCCUUCAGCGUGUGGAUAAGCCAUAAGAAAACCUCCACGCGGAUGAAGGAGCUGACGCGAUUCAAGCCCAUGCAGAGGCACCUGUUCCUGCACGAACGUGCCCUGCUCUUCUGCAAACGCAGAGAGGAGCACGGAGAGGGAGCUGACAAGACCCCCUCCUACAGCUUCAAGCACUGUCUUAAGAUGAAUGCUGUGGGCAUCACAGAGAAUGUCAAGGGAGAUGUGAGGAAGUUUGAGAUCUGGUACAGUGGUAGAGAGGAGGUGUAUGUGGUGCAGGCUCCCACACUGGAGAUAAAACUUGCUUGGCUCAAUGAGAUUCGCAAAAUACUCACCAGUCAGCAGAAACUGCUCAAAGAGCAGUGUCACUCGCACCCAGUGCCUGAACAGAUCCAGCUGUCCCCACCCCUUUCUGAGAGCAAGCAGCAGAGAGCGUCUGUGAGCUCAGAGGAGACUGAAUCAGGCCACAGUAGUCCAGACCCUCUCAGUUCUUCCCCGCGACGCCAGCGGAACAGACGCAGCUGGCCAGGGGCUCCUCACUCUGUAGAUAUCUGUGAGGGUCUGGAAGACUGGAGUGGAGCUAACAGCCUCUCCAAUCUGUCUGACACGGAGGAGGAUGACACUUCCUCAUUGGCCCCGGGCAGGUACCGAGCCUUAGCCGAGUGCCAGAGAUAUGGGUCGAAUGACCUCAUCGUUAAGUGUGGUGAUGUCAUCCAGCUCCAGCAGGAAGAUGGUGAAGGCAAGUGGCUGGUGAGGAACCUGAGCCGCAGACAGGAGGGUCAAAUCCCUGCCUCCAGCCUGCUGAUCAUCCUGGGAGACAGUUGCAGACGUCACUCCAGCCGGCUUGGCGAUCCGGGGAAUCUAAAAGUGCGAAAACUCAGCUCUCCGUAG